Molecule: messenger RNA, 999 nt
Organism: Cyphellophora europaea CBS 101466
Lineage: Eukaryota; Fungi; Ascomycota; Eurotiomycetes; Chaetothyriales; Cyphellophoraceae
Exons: 4
Coding region: 1-999 (332 amino acids)
Biological process (GO): GPI anchor biosynthetic process
Cellular component (GO): endoplasmic reticulum membrane
Molecular function (GO): hydrolase activity, acting on ester bonds
Source: RefSeq, a predicted model, not a curated record
AUGGCGCAAGGGCCCCAAUCGCAGCCUAUCAUAAGAUGGCUGUUUGCCCUUGCCAUUGUUUCGCUUCUUGUGGCACCGACGGCGGCGUCCAUCGGGGACCGGUUACCUGACUUCCGUGAAUGUGUCCAGGUCUGCAAAGAGCAGAAUUGUGACGAUAAAUCCGCCACCAUCCCCUUACAUCACCGCCUCCUUCUCUGGACCUGCCCCACGGAAUGUGAUUAUGUCUGUCAGCACAUUAUCACGCAGAAGCGCCUAGCACGCGAUCCUCCCAUGUUGGAACCUAUUGUGCAAUAUCAUGGCAAGUGGCCGUUCCACCGAUUUCUUGGCAUGCAGGAGCCCUUUUCGGUGCUCUUCUCUUUCUUCAACUUCCUGGCGCAUCGGAACGGCAUGGAGCGUCUCAGAGAAAAUGUGCCAGUCAACUAUCCAUUAAGGAUAUACUAUAUGCUAUUUGGGUACUUUGGCUUGGCCAGCUGGAUCUUCAGCAUGAUUUUCCAUACCAGGGAUUUUGACUUCACUGAGAAGCUCGACUAUUUCGCUGCUGGCGCGUCGGUACUCUAUGGUCUGUACUUUACACCCAUUCGUGUCUUUAGACUGGAUCAAAGGACGCCACAGAAGCAAUCAAUAUUACGCGUAUGGACCAUCACCUGCUGCCUGCUGUAUGCGGCUCACGUCACAUACCUGACGGCGUGGAGCUGGGACUAUACGUACAACAUGGCAGCGAAUGUGGUUGCUGGAAUUAUUCAAAACCUUUUAUGGAGCUGGUUCUCGAUCAUGCGUUAUCAAAAGCUGCAAAAGACUUGGGCAGCAUGGCCCGGCUUGAUUGUUGCAUGGAUCAUCAUGGCUAUGAGUUUGGAACUGUUCGACUUCCCUCCGUGGGGUGGUAUGCUCGAUGCACAUAGCUUGUGGCACUUGGGUACAGUGGUACCGACGAUCUGGUGGUAUAGCUUCCUAAUAAAGGAUGCGCAAGAAGACAUGGCCGGUGAGAGGCUGAAGCAGUAA